Messenger RNA from Hyaloscypha bicolor E, 1347 nucleotides. RefSeq lists its product as uncharacterized. Lineage: Eukaryota; Fungi; Ascomycota; Leotiomycetes; Helotiales; Hyaloscyphaceae. Bases 1 to 1347 code for a protein of 448 amino acids. The transcript has 3 exons. The record is from RefSeq and is a predicted model, not a curated record.
AUGGCUUCGUUCUUGAGGAAAGAGCAGUUGGAGAGACAUACACACGUCGAGAGAGCUUUCCAACAACCCUUUCAGCGAUUGGAUAUUCUUGAAUUUGAGCAAAUGCUCGAUACUCCAGAAGCCAGAGCAAAAAUGGCUGCCGGGGAAAUGGUACUUGAGGCUUUCGACCCCUUGACGGACCCCGAAUACUUGGCAAAUUACGAAUAUCUGUCAAGAAUAAACGAGCCGGGAAGUUUGUACUGGAAACAGUAUGGUGACCCUUUCUACGCAUACGGCUACCGUCAACUUGAUGCUGCUCCUUUCGAGGAGAACAAUGCAACGGAAGAACAGUUGACUGUUAUUGACAAUAAAGCGGAAGUUGACAACAAAUAUUAUGGCAACAAAGGCGGUUCCGGAUUAAAGGGAAAUACGGAACACAAAGAGUUUGUAGAGACGGGAAGCUUUAAGGCCCCUGCGGAUCUCAAGACUCCCGCACCGGCUGCUACGGCUGGAGUUCUUGAUCUCACGACUCACCCAUUGAAUCAGACGACUAGACCCACCUCUAAGCACCAUUCCACCAAUACUCCUGUAGCUUCUCUUACCGUCAAGCCAUCAAACGUCAACUUCAUUACACCUUCCCAACCCUCCACCACCCCGCUCCCUUCGACUCCUCAGACUUUGACCACAGCGGUGGAGAAAAAAAACGACGGAAAGGAUUUUAUGAAGGUCAAGGUAAAAUAUUUUGACCAAUUUCUCAGCAGAAUGAAUCGAGCUCCCAUCCCAAAGCCUCCAAGAGGAGCGGAUGGUAAAGAGCUUGUCUCUCGAUUUAAGCAACGGAGCAACGCUAUUAGAGCUCUUUCUGAUGCAGAUGAUAAGAGGCUAGUCGAAUUUAUCGAGAGCCAAGAUAGCGUGAGGAAUACUUCUGGACAAGGGCGGAACGGUACACAAGGAAAUGUCACGUUUAAUACCGUUUAUUCUGCAAAGAGAAUGCGCAUCGAGAACUCCGGAACUGCAACUCGGGGUCAGCAGCAAAACUCAUCUCGAAGCUAUCACAAUAUCUCAAUGACACAUGGAGAUUUGGAAGAAGCUAAAUGGGAGAGCUCUGGGUAUGCUGGGAACCAUAACAAACCUCGGAUCGCUACGGAAGAGAAUGGCUAUGGAUUCCCUGAUGUUCAAGAGCCACAGGAUGGUGCACCAAAUGGAAAUAGCGCCUUCCAUUCAGGUUUUAAGGACAAGGGCUAUCACGGCGCUUCUCAAAAUAUGUACGAACCGCCCCAGAACAGAGUCCACGCCGGCCUUGAACAUUACGACAGCCUUCUACUUGAGCACAGAAAGUUCUGGAGCCCGAAACAAAGCGGAAAGAAAUGA